AUGGAAUCGGCUUCGAAUAAAUUACAAGGACCCAAAGAAGAGUUUUGCAUUUUCAAGUGCUUCACCAUGGGUGAAGAAGAGUUGAAGGUGUUUGGAGCUUGGGGAAGCCCUUUUAGCCGCAGGGUGGAGAUUGCUUUGGAAUUGAAAGGCGUUCCUUCAAGUACGUGGAAGAGAAUGUCAUGCGUCCGGGUGUGGAAAGCUCUUCCGGGAAGCGGGGAAGAGCGAGAGAAGGCCAUGGAAGAAGUAAGAGAGUGUCUGAAAGAGCUCGAAAGCGUGCUCGAUGGGAAGCGAUUCAUUGUGGGAGAGACGAUCGGACUAGUUGACAUAUCAACAAACUUCAUUGCAUUUUGGCUUAGAUGCAUUCAAGAAGUUUCAGGGCUAGACUUUAUGAAUGCAGAACAAUUCCCCUUGUUGAUCAAAUGGUGUGAAGAGUUUGUAAGCUGCAAUGUUGUUAAGGAGCACAUGCCCCCUAGAGAUAAACUGAUCACCUUUAUGAAGAACUGA
This is a messenger RNA of Hibiscus syriacus, 504 nucleotides long. RefSeq names its product glutathione S-transferase U8-like. Gene Ontology annotation, molecular function: glutathione transferase activity. The coding region runs from base 1 to 504 and encodes 167 amino acids. The record is from RefSeq and is a predicted model, not a curated record. Gene Ontology annotation, cellular component: cytoplasm. NCBI's taxonomy places the organism in Eukaryota, Viridiplantae, Streptophyta, Magnoliopsida, Malvales, Malvaceae. The transcript is spliced from 2 exons. Gene Ontology annotation, biological process: glutathione metabolic process.